Pogona vitticeps (central bearded dragon) is the source of this 2416-nucleotide messenger RNA. RefSeq names its product eukaryotic translation initiation factor 4E family member 1B (gene EIF4E1B). NCBI's taxonomy places the organism in Eukaryota, Metazoa, Chordata, Lepidosauria, Squamata, Agamidae. The record is from RefSeq and is a predicted model, not a curated record. Gene Ontology annotation, cellular component: eukaryotic translation initiation factor 4F complex; cytoplasm. Gene Ontology annotation, biological process: translational initiation. Gene Ontology annotation, molecular function: translation initiation factor activity; RNA 7-methylguanosine cap binding.
UUAAGAAGUUUGGUUUUCUAGGUUAAGGGUGGUUUCAGAGGUGAUUUCUACAUAAAAAGGACAGCUAGAGGUGGGAUCUCUUAUUGUCCUGAAAGAUGGCAGCAGCUAUGACAGUAAACACGCCUGAAGAGCAGCAGAAGCACAAGGCCAGCAGAGGAGAGGUGGUUGUGGAUCCCUUCAGCAAGCACCCUUUGCAGAACAGGUGGGCUUUAUGGUUCUUCAAAAAUGACAAGAGCAAGACUUGGCAGGACAACCUGCGGCUUGUCACCAAAUUUGACACUGUGGAAGACUUCUGGGCGCUAUACAGCCAUAUCCAACUGGCGAGCAAGCUGACGUCUGGCUGCGACUACUCCCUUUUCAAGGACGGCAUUGAGCCUAUGUGGGAAGAUAGUUGGAACAAGCGUGGUGGGCGAUGGCUUAUCACACUGGCCAAGCAGCAAAGGCAUACGGAGCUUGACCGUUUCUGGCUGGAGACUCUUCUCUGUCUGAUUGGUGAAAUGUUUAGCGAUUACAGUGAUGAGGUCUGCGGGGCAGUCAUCAACAUCCGUGCCAAAGGAGACAAGAUUGCAAUUUGGACGAGGGAAGCAGAGAACCGUGAUGGAGUCAUUCAUAUUGGGCGUAUAUACAAGGAGCACCUGGGCCUGUCCUCCAAAGUAGUGAUUGGUUAUCAGGCUCACGCUGACACAGCCACUAAGAGUGGGUCCCUCAUGAAGAACAAAUUUGUGGUGUGACUCAGGCAGCCUGGAGUUUUACCAUUAGUGAAAGGAUGGACAAGUAAAGGAGAUGAGUGUGAUGAAGAGAUACCUUAUGCUUGCUGUCAACACUGAAGUGUUCUUGCAACCAAUCUACCCCCCCGCCCGCUUUACCCAUUUUGAGGUUUAACUGAAGCCACUCAUUCAUGUGAAAAACUUCUAUUAUGUUAGCCUUGCUUUGAUUUUCUUUGCCUUGAGGAAGGUUUUUCUAGGAACAGGACCUGCUUUAUAUGACUUUCUAGUUAAUUGAAAGAAGAAAGGAUAUACUGUACAGUCAUUUAUUAGAUUAAAUAUACAAUCAUUAUAUUGAAUAUAUAUAUUCUGUGGCUGGAGAUAAGAGUGAGAGCUGGAACAGAGUUCCCAAAAUGUUUCCUCUGACCACCCACCUUCCAUUGCUGCAUUCUCCUGCCACCUUCUUGGUGGCAGGGAGGUGGCAGGAGAAUGCCACCUGUGGGCUGCCCUCAGGUCUAGAACCUAGGUGGAAAACUCAUGGCCAUCCAGAUGUUGUUGGCCUACAGCUUCUGUCAUCUCUUACCAUUGGCUACACUAAUUAUGACUGAUAGAUGGCCAACAACCUCUGGAGGGCCACGUAUAAACCCAUCCAUCAUCCAAACAAAUCAUCCAACGGAGCUUCUGCCUUUAAUAGAUAGUUAUCAUUUCUAUACGGCGAAACACUAAUAAUGUAUAACUUGCUAAUUCUUUCCUAAGCAUCUACAUUCAGGAUUGUAUGAAGGAAGCCCUACACUGCCCAGCUCUUUGUAGCUUUCUAAUGGAAUGUAACCUUCAUCUAGUUUAAACUGCUUUCUAGUUAAACUAGGUUAACUCGCUAAGCCGCCAGUACUUGCAUUCCUCUUGUCUUCCUAAAUGGACUGCCUCAAUGAGGUGGCUUCCUGGGAUUAGUUGGUAUAAUGGAGAUGGCAUCAGGUUUUCCCCUGUAAUUCAGAGCUGCCUUCACAACUCCAGCUGAUUAAUUGUUGUGAAUAAGGUGAGCAGUGAGAUGCCAGGCUGUAUUACUGAACCCUGUAUCUGCCGCGUAUAUCUGGCUGUUUCCAAUGAGAAUGGCGAAGGUUCACACAGAGCCAUUCCACAGAAGUAUUUUAGGGUGUGGGGGGCAAAGAAUAGGAAUUGAAUGCUACUGCAAAUGAUUGGCUAUAUCUUGCUAUGUAAUGAGUACCAGACCAAGGGUUGCUUUACCUUCUGUCAGGGCAGUGGUGAAUUAGUGUUGGUGUGUGAGGGGGUGGCCUACCUUGGCCUGGUGCUUGUUUGUUCGUUCAGUGGUAUCGCUACAUAAUGUGAGAUCCUGGACCUUAUGUGUGAAAACCUGCAGAUCCUGGACCUUAUGUGUGAAGACCAGCAAGACUGGUCUUUAGACGGGCAGCUACUGCCAGUAUGAGGCACAUAGCCAAUAAUUAUUUUCUUCUUGUCCAGUCCCUGCCUUGUACUGCUUUGUAAAUGCUUCUGGGUUCCUAAUUGUGAAUGGAAAAAACCAUGUCCUUUUGCCUACCAUGAUAAAAAUAAGGUGCAUCUACAGUUUUGAGUUUAAGAUCAUUGAAAAUGUAGCAUCAUCAUGCCUAGAGGAAUAAAAUGGAUUUUGCUUCUACUGCCCUGGAUGCAACCUGAUAUACUUGGCCCUAAAAAUAAAAUAAAUUGGAAGAAUAAAAUGA